AUGGAUGAUUUUAUUGAUUACGAUAUAGAAUUGUUAGAAAGUGAAGAAUUGGUUGACCUUACACAAAGUUGUCCCUCUCAAAAUCAACCACCGAAGCCGGCGUCUAAGAAAAAAAGACGGAUGGAAUUUUUCUCAAACGAUGAGAAAAAGCUACUGAUUUCAAAAGUCAAAAGUCAUCCGGCAAUUUGGAGUUUGCAGGAUCCCGAUCAUCAUAACAAUGGAGCAAUUAGAAUGGCUUGGAAGCAAAUCGCUGGUGAAUUGUGCAGAACACCUGAUCAAUGCAAGACGGCAUGGAUUGCCAUACGGGAAAGCCACCGCUAUAGGAAACGCAUGAUGCUGAAGCGGUCUGGUAGUGAUGGUGGAGAACCCUUGCCAGGUCCUUCUACAGAAGAUUUGGAUUGGGAAUUUGCUGAGGAUCUGGCAUUUCUACCAGAUAUUUCGAGGAAGAGAAAGACAUUCACGACGGCGCAGAAUGGUUCUUCACAAAUAGCGUUGGAAAGAAUUACUGGUGAUGCUAACGGAAAUUCUCAAUCUAAUUAUUGUUAUCAAACUCAUCCAUCCCAGCGCAAGCCACGAGAAGAUGAAACGGUUUCUAUAUUGGCUGAUAAUAUUGCUGAACUGAUUCAGCAUCAGAAAUCCACACCGCAAACGGACAGAGAAGAGCACCCCAUUGUGCACAAGACUGCACUAGCAAAUAUAGAUAGGAUGCUACAGCAGCUACCGCCGCACGUAAUCGAAGAUUCCCUAUUUGAAAUAACGACGUUGUUAUAUAACAAGAUAAGGCUCUACCGUAGCGAAUAGUUUGUAGUUUUCUUUUUGUAUAAACAUAAAUGUAGUGUUGAAAAUAUAAAUAAAUUCGAAAAUAAUAAAGCAUACAUAAACAAGC
Molecule: messenger RNA, 886 nt
Organism: Armigeres subalbatus
Lineage: Eukaryota; Metazoa; Arthropoda; Insecta; Diptera; Culicidae
Exons: 4
Coding region: 1-801 (266 amino acids)
Source: RefSeq, a predicted model, not a curated record